CAACGUCAAAAGUUGAUCAGCUAGCUAAUACUAAUGCUAUUAGUGGAAGCUUUGGCUAUCGAGGAGAAGCAUUGAGCUCCAUUUCUGAUGUUUCAUUGUUAGAAGUCAUUACAAAAGCUCAUGGGAGGCCAAAUGGAUAUCGUAAAGUCAUGAAGGGAUGCAAAUGUUUGUAUCUUGGAAUUGAUGAUGGUAGGCAAGAUGUAGGCACAACAGUCAUUGUUCGGGAUUUAUUUUACAACCAGCCAGUUCGGAGGAAGCAUAUCCAAUCUAGCCCGAAGAAGGUCUUGCACUCAGUCAAAAAAUGUGUUCUUAGAAUUGCCAUUGUUCAUCCAAAAGUAUUCUUCGAAGUUGUUGAUAUUGAGAGUGAGGAUGAGUUGUUCUGCACGACUCCUUCCUCAUCUCCUUUGUCACUGUUGACGAGUGGUUUUGGAAUUGAGAUUUUCAGCUCUCUACAUGAAUUAAAUGUCUCUGAUGGUGUAUUAAAGCUUUCUGGAUAUAUGUCUAGUCCUCGUGAUACUUCAUUUGUGAAGGCCUGUCAAUUUGUCUACAUCAACUCUCUUUAUAUCUGCAAGGGCCCAAUUCAUAAACUGCUGAAUGAGUUGGUCACUAGGUUCAACUCUUCGGAUCUGCAGGAGGCUAACAUGAAGUUGCAAAAUGGGAAGCGAAGUAGGUCUCAAACAUAUGAAACAUAUAUUUUGAAUUUAAGUUGCCCAAGAUCUUGGUAUGAUAUAACUUUUGAACCAUCAAAGACUUCUGUUGAAUUCAAGAUUGUUUUGAGUGGAAAAGUGAUUUUUGUCAUUUCUCAAAAUGUUGAAAUAUUGGAGACUUCAGUAAAAUGUGAUGAUGUGGACAAGAUCAGCAAGGAUCUAAAGCCCUUUCUGCAUAAUUGCUCCUGUAGGAGAAGCCUUCCAGUUGAUGGCGCAUCACCUGCAAGCUCUGAAGGAUUUGACUUUCGGAUUAAUGGUUUUGGAGCCAAAAGAAAGAGUCUUGAACCUAAUGAUUGGGUUUGUGUUGGAGAAAUUGAUGACAAUAACCAGAGGUUUGAUUUCCUUCCAGGGACUCUAUGGGAUUCAAUAGAGUCUUCUGCAAUAGGUGGAGAGUGUUUAGCUGGAGAGAAUGACCUUCCACCAGACUCAAUUGCACGUGUUGGAGAAUUUUUCUCAAGUCGUCAGUCUCUUAAAUCUGAAUGGUCUUCUGUAAUGUCAGAUCCAUUAGUUAGGACCAAAUCUCAGAAUGUGGAUAAUUUCUUUGAUGAGAAUGCACUUGAGAGGCGUAUCAAAUAUGACAAUAGUUCUAGAUAUGACUAUUUAGCAGAAAGGGUUGUUAAGGACCGUGGCUUUUAUUUUGAUGAUUCUUUGCGAAAAAGCUCAAGUCAAGAAGACUUCUCAACAAGUUUUGCAAACAUGUGCUCAGAGAAGGCCAAAAGAAGCCAUUCAACUCCACCUUUUUACAGAGUCAAGAAAAAAUUCUUCACCUUAAAUACCCAUUUGGCCAUGGAAGCAAAAAAACUCAAAGCGCAGGCCAUCAAUAAUGCCCCUACUUCACAAGAAACGAGUGGGUUGAAGCAUCCUCAACAAUCAUCUGGUGAAUGUCAACUAUAUUCUGAGCCAAAUUCUGUGGAAGAUCCAUUGAUCUACACCAGACCAGAUAAGAAGAAAGCACAUGACAUGAAGGACAUUAAAAAAUGUGAUACGCAAAAAUCAGAGGAUCUUAACAUUUACAGUAAGGAUUUGGUUGAAGACUGCACAUUGAAGGAAUCUUAUGAUCCAUUAGAUUCUGGGCUAAAAUGGCAGAAGAGCUGUCUAUGGACUGCAGUUGAGUACCUUAGCGUUUUUUCUUUUCUUUUUGAAAUCACAUUCUAUCAUGAUUACCAGUUUGUUAAGAACUUGGGGUUGUCAAGUUAUGAAAUUAGUGGUUACAAAGUGAUUUUGUUUUCUAUACCGAGGGGAGACAAAUUACAUAAUCUUCACAAUGAGAGUAAUAUACUUGAUGUCUCUUCUGGGAUCUUGCAUCUGGCUGGUGAUUCAUUAGUUCCUGAAUCUAUCAAUAAGAAUUGUCUGGAGGAUGCCAAAGUUCUCCAACAGGUGGAUGAGAAGUUCAUUCCAAUUGUGGGUGGUGGAGUGCUUGCUAUUAUUGACCAGCACGCUGCAGAUGAAAGGAUCCACUUGGAAGAACUACGUGAGAAGGUGCUAUCUGGAGAAAUGAAGACAGUCACUUACCUAGAUACUGAGCAAAAAUUGGUCCUGCCUGAAAUAGGGUAUCAGUUGUUGCACAACUAUGCUGAUCAGAUUCAAAAUUGGGGUUGGCUCUGCAACAUUCGUUCUCUGGGUUCAAGGUCUUUUAAAAAGAAUCUGAAUCUUCUACACAGGCAGCCAACUGUUGUCACACUUAAUGCGGUGCCGUGUAUUGUAGGAGUCAAUUUGACUGAUGUAGAUCUCUUGGAAUUUCUUCAACAGCUUGCUGAUACAGAUGGAUCAUCAACUAUACCGCCAUCCGUUCAUCGGGUCCUUAACUCCAAAGCAUGUAGAGGUGCAAUAAUGUUUGGGGACACAUUGCUACCUUCAGAGUGUUCCCUAAUUGUUGAAGAGCUGAAGCAAACAUCAUUGUGUUUCCAAUGUGCUCACGGGCGACCAACAACUGUCCCUCUUGUCAACUUGGAGGCAUUGCAUAAGCAGAUAGCUAAGCUUGGAUUGUGGAAUGGUGGUUCUAAUGAAUUGUGGCAUGGGUUACAUCAGCAUGUACCCAGUUUAGAACGUACAGCACAGCGUUUGAGCUCUGCCAGAGGUCUGUCUUGAUGAGUAACCAGUUGGUUUUCCAGAUUCAGUGGUGGCUGUGGUUCUCCACCAACGCGCCUUUUUUCCUUGCCACUGUGAACCCAUUCUUUCAAUUUGUUAUGUAUAGUUCUCAUUUUGACCGCUGAAGUACCAAUAAUAUGUUGUACCAGUGUAACAGAGUCGCUUGUAGUUUGUAACGACAGUUAUUUGCACACAAUAAAAUCACACCUUAUUUUUUCA
This is a messenger RNA of Camellia sinensis, 3014 nucleotides long. Lineage: Eukaryota; Viridiplantae; Streptophyta; Magnoliopsida; Ericales; Theaceae. The record is from RefSeq and is a predicted model, not a curated record.